GACGCGUUUUACCGUUCAUGUUGUAUAAGUUCCACAGCACGGGAAACAGCAUUUCUUUAAUAAGAGAAUAAAAACAAUCAAGACCCAACACACGCAAAAGUGUGUUCAGCAAACGCGCGCGCCCCGGGUGAUGAGCGUGACUUUGGAUUACUGCCUCAGUAGAUCGCGCGACACCAUGGAAAGUUUGGAGAGGCAGCUCAUUUGCCCCAUUUGCCUUGAGAUCUUCACCAAACCGGUGGUCAUUUUACCGUGCCAGCACAACCUCUGCCGCAAAUGUGCCAACGACAUCUUUCAGGCCUCAAACCCCUACCUACCCACACGGGGAGGCUCUUCACUGGGCUCCGGCGGCCGGUUCCGCUGUCCCUCCUGCAGACAUGAAGUAGUUCUGGACAGGCACGGGGUCUAUGGCCUGCAGAGGAACCUGCUGGUGGAGAAUAUCAUAGACAUGUACAAACAGGAGUCCAGCAGCAGUAAACCUGAGCCACAAGUGAAGGAAGAGGUGCUGAUGUGCGAAGAGCAUCAGGACGAGAGGAUUAAUAUCUACUGCGUGACGUGCUCUGUUCCUACUUGUUCGCUAUGCAAAGUGUUCGGGAGUCAUCAGACCUGUGAGGUCGCUCCACUUAAAUCUGUCUAUGAGUCCCAGAAAACAGAGCUGUCCGAUGGCGUUGGCCUGUUAGUUGGAAACAAUGACAGAAUUCAGGGAAUUAUCAGUCAGCUAGAGGAAACCUGCAGAUCUGUGGAGGAGAACGGUCGCAGGCAGAAGUCUCGUGUUUGCGAGUGGUUUGAUCGCCUGUAUGCUCUUCUGGAAGAACGCAGAGGAGAUCUAACGCUGAAGAUCACAGCAGAACAGCAGGAGAAGCUGGAUUAUAUCAGUGGCCUACAGCGCAAGUACAGAGAGCAUCUGGAUAACUCAGCUAAACUAGUGGAGACAGGAAUUCAGACAAUGGAGGAAUCUGAAAUGGCUAUCUUCCUGCAGAACACGAAGCCUCUGCUACAACAGAUUGCAGAAAGCCGGAAUGUGUCUCACUUAGAGAAGGUUGAGCGUGGAUAUGAAAACAUGGAUCAUUUCUCUGCAAACUUCCAGUCGGAGCGAAGAGCAAUCCUCAGUAUAGACUUUAUCAAGGAUGGGGACGACAAUGAUGAGGAUGAGGAUGAUGAUGAAGAAAUAACCGUAAAUCCUGAGGCAUCUUCAGGAGCCGCACCUGCCCCAGUUCAGCAGAGACAAACCCCCGUGCCAAAUCCUUCACCAAUGGCAGCUGACUCUGUCCAAAUGUCAUUAAAGCCCAGCCAAUCAGCAAACACAAAUCCGACAGAGAACACGCCCAUAGUUACACCCACUCCAGACUCCACUCACAUCCCUUCCGCAGAUGCACAAGCACAGGUAACAUCCGGUCCCGGCCAGACAUCUGAUGAUGGACAACGCCACGUUUUCUCUUUCUCUUGGUUAAAUAUGCCAAAGUAACCCAAGACUAAACCUGAUAAACCUGCAACACUACAGUUAACCUUCCAGAAAAGCCUGAUGUACAUCAAAAUGAAUAUUGUAUUUCUUUUCCAACAAUAAUUAUACAUUAAAUAGCUAGAUAAGAAUAAAAAAAACAUUUCUUUCUGAAGUAGAGGACUAAAGUGCAAAAUAAAUGAUGAAUAAGUGAA
Danio rerio (zebrafish) is the source of this 1650-nucleotide messenger RNA. RefSeq names its product tripartite motif containing 55a (gene trim55a). Lineage: Eukaryota; Metazoa; Chordata; Actinopteri; Cypriniformes; Danionidae. Gene Ontology annotation, cellular component: nucleus; cytoplasm. Gene Ontology annotation, molecular function: ubiquitin protein ligase activity; zinc ion binding. The record is from RefSeq and is marked provisional.